AUGCCUAUUGGAUUUCUCUUAAGCUCCGAUGUAGAGUCGGAGCCUCAACCUGAACGCACCAGAAACCGUGGUCGGGAUGAUGAUGGUGCCACGUUCGAAGAGCACCUGGAUCGCCUACGCGGUCGACAUCCCAGAAGAAGCGACAGAAACAGUGAAGUCGUUUUGCGCGGCCAUCAACCUCAGGUUAAUCGCACCAGCACCUCUCGCGCAUUAUAUGAUCGAAGACAUCCAGCAAGCCGUAGCACAGAAGAGAAGAAAGAAAGUGGCCACGAGCCUCCAGUCGGAGGAUAUCAACUUGUGCUGAGUCCUCAAAACGCUAAAGACUGCACUGUGCAUUUCGAGAUGGACAUCGAAGAUGACCUCGAGGUCCAACUGGAGGAGUUCUCACGGCUGAAACGAUUGGGUCGCUUCGGCGCCGCUCGAGAGAUGUUUCAGCGCGAACUGGCAGAGCGUACAGCAUACUCUCUCCCUGUCCUCAUUGAGCACGCAGACAUGCUCUAUGAUCAGGGUGACUAUCGCGGUUUCUCUGACCUGGUACUGGGGUACCGUCGACGUCUGGCCAAACGUGAUUUCAAUGCCAUUGAACAAUUACUUUUUGAACUCAAUGAAGCAUUAGCAGAGACUCUUCUUGGUGAGGACCCAGAAAUCAGACAUAGAUCUUAUCUUGGAGAAGCCAGAGCGCUCUUCAAUGUUGAAAGCAAUGUCGAUUCCAUUGAGGUCCAAAUCCUGAAUCGACUUCUGAGAAUAUGGGCGUUGCGUGAAGGCGAGCAGCGAAAGAGGAGAAACAUUCGUCAUGUGGUGAAGUCAACUUAUCGUCCAGUUUCCAAGGCCUUGAUCGCUCAAGAGCGUUUCUGGGAGUUGAAAGACUUAAUCGCAGAGAUAGCCAACGUCAGCAUUGACGACGCGUGGCUCAGAAUGUUCGCGAGCGCGUACGGCGACGAUUCUUCACUCCAGGAAAUGAUUGAUGACUUUACUCCUGGGCCAUACGAUGAAUCUUCUUAUUUGGCACUACUCGAUGUUCUAGUGGCAUUAUCUGGGUUUCCUUUCUCCAAGCAAUCAUUCACGGACCCUGAUAGCUUGUCAGCAACCGGACAUAUUCUCCAAUGGGCUCGUCAGGUUGUCAGCGCCAUCGAAACAAAAAGUCCCGAUCUGGUCAAGUCACGACCGUAUAUUCGCUGGAUCCUAGCGGAAGCAGAGCAUAGCCGUCGUCUUGAAGGCGAUGUGAUCCGGCAACAUUUUUCCCGAUUCCCAGGCGUUACGGUUUAUAGAAGCUUGGUGCCCAUUUACAUCCCCAGAGCUUGCGAGAACCCCGGUUGGCCGGAGGUUCAUGCGUGCCCACAGUAUACUAGGCUUGUUCAGAUAGCUCUCAGGACAGCUCGAGCAAUGGGUGACUUCCAAAGCGAAGUCCUAUGCCUGCAGGAGUUGAUUUGUCGAUCUUCACAUCCGCGGGAAUUGUUCGAACAGUUGAAGCAGCGGCAAAGACAGAUUGAGGGCAAUUCAAUUGCAUACCGACAGACCUGUCUAUCCAUGUAUCUGUUGCAAGACAUGGGAUCCUCGCACUCAUUGGAAGCUUUGCUGAAUGAAUAUCACCUCAUCAACUCUCCUACUCAGAGCCUCACCCGUCGAAACCAAGAUGGAUUUACCCAGUGGUGCUAUAUCAUGCUACAACGGGCUUUUGCCAUCUAUGCGGGGAAAGAUAAGGAGGAGCUGGAAGACGAGGCUUCGCGCCUUUCAAGAAAGCUUCCCUAUGAUGUUGCUUCUCUUGUCAAUGGGACAGCCAUAUUCAGACGUCCGCUCCGAGUUUCGAUCCCCUCCAGCAGCGACUCCGGUUCCGAUGAUGACUCUGACGACGACGGCGAUCACGAAAAGGAAGCCGAAAAGAGUUUUCCCAGUAGGACCUUCCGUCGUACUAAGGUCCGAAGAGAGCCUCUAAAGCCGGAAGUCGACCCCCGCGAAUCGAGAAAUUCUGAUCUACUCCCUUCCAAAUCUCAACCCCUCACCGAUGUGAAAGACAUCCAUGACAGCAACAAAGUUAUUGGUGUGGAUCAGAUGGUUCAAACCGAAAAUUCUGGUGGUAAGCAUAAUGCAACGCCGCAUAUCGCCAUUGAUCAACCAUCUACCGAGGCCAAUGCAGACGCAGGCCCGGUUCAAGACAAACAGCCACACGAGGUAGAGGAACCUUUCGAGGAUAAUCCGCCAAAGCAAGCUCACGUCCAUGAACCGUCCUCAUGUUCAGAGUAA
This is a messenger RNA of Aspergillus chevalieri, 2241 nucleotides long. RefSeq lists its product as uncharacterized. The transcript is spliced from 2 exons. NCBI's taxonomy places the organism in Eukaryota, Fungi, Ascomycota, Eurotiomycetes, Eurotiales, Aspergillaceae. The record is from RefSeq and is a predicted model, not a curated record. The coding region runs from base 1 to 2241 and encodes 746 amino acids.